AUGACAACGGCAGAAACAAUCAUGCGGGCGCAGGAUGUAGAAUUCCAGCCAACACCUGAAUGGGAGGAGCUAUUGAGCGACAUAUAUCUUGUAGCGGGUAUUCUAGCAGACUGCAUCGGCGUCAGCAAACGAAAGGAAAGUUUAGAACACCGCCAGGUAUUGCUGAGGCUCCGACAAAAUGAACUCGAUGCGAUUCCCGUAGGUAAGCGAACGACAGACGAUGAGAUACGAUGGGGUAAUGCAAAGGGAGACCUUGCUUGUGCUUAUAUGCAGCGUGGGAGGUAUAGCGAGGCAAAAGAAAUCAUGGAGGAGCUGGUUGUCUGGUUUCGAAAGUGGGGCUCCGAGACGGAAUUCCCGUAUGAAUGGUGCAAAUACUACUCAUAUUCGGCGUACAUGUUAAUGGUCGAGGGUCAUGUCAAUAAGGCAAUAGAGUUUGCAAGGAAGGGGCUAGUGCUGGAGACUGCCCAUGCUGGUGGUGAGGAUGAAACCGUUUUGUCAAAUCAGUACUGCCUCGCCUCGCUUCUCUUCAACGCUGGGGAGGUGGAAGAAGCGCUUGAUUUGCAUAUGGAUACCCUUCAAAAAAGGGUAAAGCUAUGUGGUGAAGAUUCACAGUUGACUUUGGAGAGCUACGAGGCUGUAGGGAUUAUUCUGCAUCUACACGGCAGGGACACCGAAGCAGAAGAUCAAUUCAAAAAAUGUCUCGCGAAUCGCAGCCGCGCAAACUGGACAGUCGAAGGCAUCGCCCGAGCCCAAUUCUGGCACUCCAAGGUUCACAAAAAACUUGGAAAUGACGAUGCGGCAGAGAAAGAGCUUAAAGCAGCACGAGCAGUAAAACAACAGUAUCUCGAGAUAUAUCAAGAAUUCUUAGUUGAUGAUCCGGAUGACGAGGCAGCUGUUUUUGACCAAAUGGUGCCCAUGUGGAGCAUGGCCACUACUGGACCCCUCGCCAGAGGUGGAGCCAACAGAAAUGUCACUAACUGA
Molecule: messenger RNA, 981 nt
Organism: Cadophora gregata
Lineage: Eukaryota; Fungi; Ascomycota; Leotiomycetes; Helotiales; Ploettnerulaceae
Exons: 2
Coding region: 1-981 (326 amino acids)
Molecular function (GO): protein binding
Source: RefSeq, a predicted model, not a curated record